Acanthosepion pharaonis is the source of this 828-nucleotide messenger RNA. The record is from the annotation of a GenBank genome assembly. Lineage: Eukaryota; Metazoa; Mollusca; Cephalopoda; Sepiida; Sepiidae.
AUGACUCUAUAUUCAUUUAUACCUGAGACUGUUAACACCUGCAUCUAUCUAUCUGCCUAUUAUCUGAUAUCUAUCUAUCUAUCUAUCUAUCUAUCUAUCUAUCUAUCUAUCUAUCUAUCUAUCUAUCUAUCUCAUUCUAUUCAUUCAUCCAUCUAUCUAUCGCAUUCUAUUCACUCAUCUAUCUAUCUAUCUAUCUAUCUAUUCAUUCAUCCAUCUAUCUAUCGCAUUCUAUUAACUCAUCUAUCUAUCUAUCUAUCUAUCUAUCUAUCUAUCUAUCUAUCUAUCUAUCGCAUUCUAUUCAUUCAUUCAUCUAUCUAUCUAUCUAUCUAUCUAUCGCAUUCUAUUAACUCAUCUAUCUACCUAUCUAUCUAUCUAUCUAUCUAUAUAUCUAUCUAUCGCAUUCUAUUAACUCAUCUAUCUAUCUAUCUAUCUAUCUAUCUAUCGCAUUCUAUUCAUUCAUUCAUCUAUCUAUCUAUCUAUCUAUCUAUCUAUCUAUCUAUCUAUCUAUCUAUAUCUAUUCAUCUAACUCAUCUAUCUAUCUAUCUAUCUAUCUAUCUAUUCAUCUAUCUAUCGCAUCUAUUCAUUCAUUCAUCUAUCUAUCUAUUAUCUAUCUAUCUAUCUAUCUCAGUCAUCUAUCUAUCUAUCUAUCUAUCUAUCUCUUUCUGGCCAUUGCUUAUCCAAUUUAGUUUGUUAAAAUAUAUUUUUCUAAAAACUGAAACCACAAAUCAAUUUUCUUUUUCUUUCGUCUUUCACUUAUUCUGUCUUUUUAAAAAUUUUCUUUCAAAUUUGUUUCCUUUUUUCUUUGAGAUUCUGAAACAUUUUUCUUAA